This is a messenger RNA of Zeugodacus cucurbitae (melon fly), 768 nucleotides long. RefSeq lists its product as uncharacterized. Gene Ontology annotation, biological process: mitochondrial electron transport, NADH to ubiquinone. Lineage: Eukaryota; Metazoa; Arthropoda; Insecta; Diptera; Tephritidae. The transcript is spliced from 4 exons. The record is from RefSeq and is a predicted model, not a curated record. The coding region runs from base 163 to 651 and encodes 162 amino acids.
UACUAAUCCAGAGAACGUUAAAUAUUAUACGUUCUCUGCUAAUCUAUCACGUUUGACAUUUAUCUUAUAUACGGUUUUUUCUGACAAUCAGCUGUUAGAGUAGGCUGUCAUAUCAAAUUUUUAUUGUUUUUACUCGCUCGUCGGAAAGUAUAUAAUAUAAAAAUGGCUGCUUCAGAAACGGGUGGAGUGAAGCCCAUGUCCAUUGCAGGGCGCAUGGUGCGUGAGCGAGAGCGUUUGAUUGGCAUGUCAAAUGAUGAACGAGCAUGGCGCAAGCAGUGGUUGAAAGAUUUGGAGUUGCACCAUGGGCCUCGCGUAGUACCCGAAUUGGAAAAACAAUUACAGAACCCUAUUAAACGCUUCUACCGAUUCCCUCUAGAUAAACUUGGGGAAGCGCUAACACCAGUGCUGGGUACACAACGCGCGUAUACAAUACGUUUUUGGACUGGGAAAUUCGCUAUGGCCAUUGCAGCUAUUUACGCCGGUGCUUACUAUUUUAAGUAUAAUCAGAAUGACUGGACACGGAAAGGAGGCUGGCGUGUAAUCACUUCACGUCGCGUCUGCAACCCUGGCGAUGAGGGAUAUCCAAAAGUUUCGGACCGUACACAACCAUCCGAUUAUGCAGCUCGUGGAUUUAAACAAGCGGCAAUUUAAAUAAAAUAUAUUAAAUUAAAGAAAAUAAAAGAUUGAUAUAGAUGAAUUAUAAAUCUUUAAAAUGUUGAAAAUAAUGCAAUUACGACGAAUGAAUUCAAUACACUGUUCAGUCAACAA